This is a messenger RNA of Phoenix dactylifera (date palm), 339 nucleotides long. The record is from RefSeq and is a predicted model, not a curated record. NCBI's taxonomy places the organism in Eukaryota, Viridiplantae, Streptophyta, Magnoliopsida, Arecales, Arecaceae.
AUGAGAUAUCGAGUGGGCAAUGGGAGUAGUAUUUCACUUUGGUUUGACCAUUGGCAUCUCCUUGGUCCUCUUAUUGAGGUGUUUGGAGAAAGGUUUAUCUAUGAUUAUGGCCUUGGGCAGAAUGCCAAGGUGGAGGCUAUUAUUGAUGGCCAGGAGUGGCACUGGCCUAUCUCUCGCUCCCCUGCAUGGCUUGAGCUCAUUAGUAGUACUCCUACUUCAUUCCGGCCAGAUAGCAGAAGGCCGGAUGUCUUGCAGUGGAUUGAUGCUCUGAAGGGUUCCUUCUCUGCUCGUGGUGUUUGGGAGUCGUUGCGCCCGCAUCAUAGUAGAGUGGACUGGUAG